This is a messenger RNA of Pelmatolapia mariae (spotted tilapia), 2306 nucleotides long. Its product is annotated as long-chain specific acyl-CoA dehydrogenase, mitochondrial-like. Bases 98 to 1426 code for a protein of 442 amino acids. The record is from RefSeq and is a predicted model, not a curated record. The transcript has 11 exons. Gene Ontology annotation, biological process: long-chain fatty acid catabolic process. NCBI's taxonomy places the organism in Eukaryota, Metazoa, Chordata, Actinopteri, Cichliformes, Cichlidae. Gene Ontology annotation, molecular function: flavin adenine dinucleotide binding; long-chain fatty acyl-CoA dehydrogenase activity.
AAGAAGAAGAAGAAUUGAGUGAUGCCUCUUAGUGUCGCUCAGACGAUCUUUGCUCUGUUCGUCUUUUUCCUGUGAAGUUGUAGCCUUUGAUUCCAAGAUGUUGGCGAACAGAAUAAUUGGAUCUUGUGUUUUCGGACUGAGAAAUGUGUCUGGAAGAGGACGGCCGCUCUCUGCAGCUACUGCGAGAUUUCAGCACAAUAAGUCUGAGGAGUUCGGGCAGCCCGCAUCCUCAGCUCGACCUGAGACCUCCAGCGCCAAAUCCCUGAUGGACAUCGGGACCCGCCGGAUCUUCAACGAGGACCAUGACCUCUUCAGACAAAAUGUGCGGCGCUUCUUCCAAGAGGAAGUGGUGCCAUACCACAAAGAGUGGGAGAAGGCAGGUCAGGUGAGCAGGGAGGUGUGGGAAAAGGCUGGCGAGCAAGGUCUGCUGGGAUUAAUGACGCCAGAGGAGCAUGGUGGCAUAGGAGGAGACCUGUUUUCUGCAGCUGUCACAUGGGAGGAGCAAAUGUAUUGCAACUGCACAGGCCCAGGUUUUGCACUGCACUCUGACAUCGUCAUGCCCUACAUCGUCAACUACGGCAGCAAGGAACAGAUCAAACGCUUCAUCCCAAAGAUGACCGCUGGGAAAUGUAUCGCUGCCAUCGCCAUGACUGAGCCAGGAGCAGGCAGUGACCUUCAGGGUGUGAGGACGUAUGCCAAGAAGGACGGCAGUGACUGGAUCCUCAACGGCAACAAGGUGUUUAUUACAAAUGGUUGGAUGGCAGACCUGGUGGUGGUAGUGACCGUGACCAACCGAGAGGCGAAGACGGCAGCACACGGGAUCAGUCUGUUCCUGGUGGAGGACGGCAUGAAGGGCUUUCACAAAGGGCGGAAGCUGGAGAAGAUUGGCCUGAAAGCCCAGGACACAGCUGAGUUAUUCUUCGAGGAUGUGCGCCUCCCAGCUGAUGCCCUCUUAGGAGAACUCAACAAAGGUUUCUAUUACCUGAUGAAUGAACUCCCUCAGGAGCGUCUGGCGAUUGCUGACAUGGCCAUAGCGAGCUGUGAGUUCAUGUUUGAGGAAACCAGAAAUUAUGUAAUGCAGCGGAAGGCUUUCAGCAAGACAGUUGCUCACCUUCAGACUGUGCAGCACAAGCUAGCAGAGCUAAAGACUGAGAUCUGUGUGGGUCGAGCCUUCCUGGAUAGCUGCCUUCAGCUCCAUGCUGAGAAAGGCCUGGAUCCUGCCACAGCCUCCAUGGCCAAGUAUUGGGCGUCUGACCUCCAGAACAGAGUGGCCACUCAGUGCCUGCAGCUCCACGGAGGCUGGGGGUACAUGUGGGAAUACCCCAUCGCCAAGGCAUUUGUGGACUCGCGAGUUCAGCCUAUCUACGGAGGAACCAACGAGAUCAUGAAGGAGCUCAUCGCCCGCACCAUCGUCAGCCAGAAGUGAAACUGGGUUGUUGUUUUUUGUAAUCUUUUUUUUUUUGAGAUUUAGGAAUUAAGAAUCUUCAGGUACAAUGUAAAAAGACUGGAUCUAGUGUAGCUAAAAACAACACUGGGAGCGUUAUCGAUGUCCUGAUGACAGCCAUGCUUUUUCACAGUUAAAAUUUAACAACAUACUCAGAAAAACAAAAACAAAAAACCCCACAAAACUGUCAAUAAAGAUCUCCAGUUUAGGUUUUUUUGUUUGUUUGUUUUUUUCUGUAGGUAUUACACUCAUAUCGUUAUGUGAAUUAUUUUGGCUGUGAUAGCCGUGCAGUGAAAGUGUGAAUGUGAACACAAGUCCGUCCACUGGUUUAACCAUACUUAAAAUUUUCAGAUCGAUAAAGGGAAUAAAAGAACACUGUUUGCUUUUUGCUCUAAUUCUGUAAAUGUUCAAACACUGUAUUCCUCUUUGAUACCCCAAGUCUUGAGCAGCAGGUGGGCGGAGCUUCUGCACUCACACGACUGUAUAUGUAAUAUUAAGGAUGGACAUACACUGACCUCAUGAGUUGAAUCUUUGGACAUAAUAAUAAUAAUUUUAGCAUUCAGCAUUGCUACAGUAUACAUAUGACAGGAAAUACGGAGAAUUUUCUUUAACAAAGUUUGUCAGCAAUGCCUUGUUUUAGCAUUGAUAGUGUGGCCAGUCUGCAUCAGAUUAAAAUAUCUGAUGUAAUUUCCCUUAUAGGAGGUUUCCUUUUUCAAAAUCAGUGUUUGUUAAUAUGCACUUAAAUGCCUGCUUUCAUAAUCUGCCACUCUCAGUUAAUUUACAAACGGCACGAACAAUGUUUUAACACAAGACACUUGUUGUAAAUUGAUUUAUUUGCCAAUAAAAGUCUUUGAAAUGCUAA